This is a messenger RNA of Pyricularia pennisetigena, 2256 nucleotides long. RefSeq lists its product as uncharacterized. The transcript has 3 exons. Gene Ontology annotation, biological process: transmembrane transport. The record is from RefSeq and is a predicted model, not a curated record. Gene Ontology annotation, molecular function: transmembrane transporter activity. Bases 1 to 2256 code for a protein of 751 amino acids. NCBI's taxonomy places the organism in Eukaryota, Fungi, Ascomycota, Sordariomycetes, Magnaporthales, Pyriculariaceae.
AUGGCUGCUCCGGUCCAGCCGCCUCCCCGGGCGCAUAGAAGCAAUGACGGCCAGGCUGCCCCGGAAAGCGAUACACGUCGACCGACGAGUGACGCCUCCCUUGCCUCCACCGCCUAUACCGCAACAACACUGAACGGGAGUAUUGCCGGUAGUUAUGUCGACGACGGGAAAUAUUGGAAAGAUAUCGGAGAGGUGCCAGCACCUGACCAACGAAAGAAGCGACGAACUAUCGACUUUGACACGCAGAGCAACUUAACAAAUCUAAAUUUUGAACAGCAGAUGGCGCGCCUGACCAAAGAAUUUAUUCCACCUUACCUAGGCUUCGUGCGCAUGCGACGCAUCUCGAGUGUGUCGGAAGCUUCUACGUUGCCAGAAGAUGCUGCGACUAAACAACAUCCCGCAAUCCAAGAAGGGGCCGACCCCGAGCCUGAGCAGGAUCCUGAUGCCAGGGUUGUUUACCCCUCCCUUGGCCGCGCUGCCGUCAUCUCGGUGGCACUCGGCUUGGCGGUAUUUCUGGUCGCCCUCGAUAUCAACAUCGUCGCCACCGCCGCUCCCAGCAUAGCAGUCGACCUCAAGUCACUUAACGACCUGGGCUGGUACGGCUCGGCGUAUCUGGCCUCGACGGCCGCCUUUAGUUUCGUUUAUGGCCGUCUCUACACGCUCGCACGACCCAAGAUCAUAUUCUCGUUUGCUGUCGGCGUAUUCGGUCUUGGCUCGCUCAUCGCCGGUCUCGCACCAACCUCAGCCGUGCUCAUCCUGGGUAGAGCGGUCCAGGGCCUCGGAACUUCAGGCAUCUUAUCCGGGGCUCUGAUCAUCGCAGCCAAGAUCUUGCCCUUGAAGCAACGCUCGGUUCUGACAGGUGCUAUCGGAGCCAUGGAGGGCACUGCCAUGGUCCUAGGCCCGCUGCUGGGGGGCAUUUUUGCUGACCAGCUCAGCUGGCGGUGGUGCUUUUACAUUAAUGUCCCCUGCAGUGCGUCUGUCGCCCUCGCAGUAUUGCUCCUGCUGAAGCUGCCUGACGAUAAUCCUGGUGGUCCUGGACUAGAUCUUCAAAAGAAGCUCCAAGACGAGCAGAGGCAGAGCACAGCUUCAAUAAACGUAUUAGCUGAGCCCAACAAGCCGCUAAACCAUUCAAACACGCUCCGUGCAAGGUUUGCCCUGCUGUCGACAUCAACCAGAGACAAGAUCUUGUUGUUGGAUCCAUUGGGCACGACAAUUCUUCUCGGUGCUGUUGUGAGCAUUCUGCUUGGGCUCCAAGACAUUGGUAAGAUGACCGACUCUGGACACACUGUUUCGCAGGGAGGAAACAACACCAGCAUCGUCUUCGUCCUAGGUGCCGUACUGUUUGUCAACUUUUGCGUCCUGCAGUACCUCCGCAAGGAAGGCGCCAUGAUUCCGCCAAGGUUGAUCAAAAUUCGGACGGUCUGGGCUGGCUUUUGGUUUUUCAGUUGCACAGCCGCGGGACUUGAGGCCAUCACAUACUUUCUUCCACUUUGGUACCAAAAGGUCCACAGCGAGACUGCUCAGCAGUCGGGUGUCAAGAUGCUCGCUAUGCUUUUGUCCAUGAUCGCCAUGCUCCUUUUGGGUGGCAUGAUCCUCAACUUCAUUGGUUACUACACGCCCAUGAUGCUGGCAUCAUCCGUCCUGAUGACGAUAGGCGCCUCCAUGUUGGCAUCUCUGGAGAGAGACAGCAACGUGGUCGACGUCGCUAUCGCAUCAGGUGUUUUUGGCGCUGGGGUCGGCACUGGAUUCCAGAUGCCCCUGAUUGCAGUCCAGACAGUACUUGACCCGGUCGACAUGCCCAUCGGAACAAGCAUCGUCGUGUUCGGCCAGAUGCUGGGCGGUGCGCUGAUGCUGUCCGUGGCUGAGGCCUCCUUUUCGACAACUCUCAACAUCGGCUUCGGCAAGCUGGGUCCCAUCGGCCGCGAGGUGAUGGAGAGACUCGAUGAAGUGCGGUUCAUCAAGGAUAUUCGUCUUCCAGAGGGCUCCGACUUGACUCCCGAACAAAUACUUGACAUAUACAAUACGGCCAUCAGGUCAGCCCUCAACGUCGGUAUUAUAUUCGCCGUGAUAUCCUUGAUCGGCGCCUUGUUUAUGCCGUGGAGAUCCGUUAAGAAGUCCAGGGAGGACUAUGAAAGGGAGCAGGGGGAAAAGGAACGGAAGAAGAUGGAGAAAAAGGAGAAGAAAGCGGCCAAGAAAGCGCAGAAAGGCCAAAAGUCCGCAAGCCAAGAUGGCGGAAAGGCGUGGUGGGGAAAGUGA